CCUUGUGCGUGCGAACAGCGGUCGGAAUUGACUCGAAAUCAAAACACAAGUUCGAACUGUAAAUCUCAGAUCGUUGGUUUUCCGUGCCCCAAUGUCGUGUUGGAUCUGAACGUAAGUAAGUAACCGACACAGCAUUUACUCGUGUUCUGUGUUGCAAUUGAGUGUCGUUCUUGUCCGUCCGAUGCGGUCUAUUUGAGGCCCAACUGCCCAAGUCGGCCAGCGGCUGCCAACUAGCCGACAUGCCUGCAAAAUUUUGGUGUCGUCGUGUGUUUUGUCGAUUUUAAUAUGUUGCAUUUUGUUCAUAAGACGAUGAACCAAUCGGAGAAACAGUCUGACUCUAUGCUCAUGCUGGCUGAGCCACCCCUAGAGGAGGAGCACCACACGGACAGAGAGGACCAUCGAAUGGAGGAAACGGAAUGCGCUUUGCCGCCCCGCUCCCCACCGCCAUCUUACCAACACGCCCUUAAAACACAGGAGGAAAUGGAAUCGGAGCGAAGCGAGUCGACGUCGAUCGGGUCGAACCAUUCGGAGUCGUCGCGGGAGACGCGGGCGAACGGGGAGCUGGCGCGCACCUCGGUCUCGGCCCCGGUCAAGCGCCAGGAGAUCGUCCACAAGAGCUGCAAGGAGUUCUACAAAGCCGUCGCCGCCGAGUGGGGCAUCACUUGCAAGAUGAGCGAUCACUGUCGCUGUAUCGAAUGCCAGAGCCGGUAUUUCGACUGUGAAUACGACCGGGACAACGAGCUUGAGAAAACGGACGGAGGUCUGGCCGCCAGCACGCCCAUGUUCAUCUCCACGGAGGUCAUGCACGGCUCCGUCUGCACGAUACUGUGAGCGCCCCGCGCCUACAAAACCACACGACGCAACACGCACCACUCCGCCAUGCUGCGGGUCCAGGUGUCGCCGCCUUAGAUGCCGUGAGCUAUCUUCGACCCUCGCAGAACGGCAGAACAGAGCGCCAGGCCCAAAAUUGUUCGAAAUGUGAGCUCCUGAACAACCUCCCUGUGAAAGCAUCGAACCAUUUAAGCAGCGUUUACUUGAUGCAUUAAAUUGCCGAAAAAGGAUCGAGAGAAACCGUUCAUUGUUACGAACCAGUGGCGUGACGCACUUUGCGAUAUAUCGAUUGAUCUGCCUUUUAAACCUAUGGAAAAGGAUCGAUAAACAGGAUGUUCGCAACGAACAGCUUAACAAUCGAUUCUUGACCACAGCUUCAAAUGGGGAAAUAUCGAUAAUCGAUUACUCACGCCUCGCCACUGUUACGGGCAAUGGUGGCCAGUUUCGGUUUAACAGCUAACUUUUGUGGAGGUUGGCAAGCACGACGUCUUAGGGUUUUACGAUAAAAUUUUCCGAUUUUCAGAUACGAGCAGAACUUAAAAGAUUCGGCGAAAUGGACAGCAAAGACAGGUCGUAAGAAUGAGUUUCGUAUCUAAUUUAAAGAAAACUGCAUAAACUUUGCUGAUGCAACAAUUUCGACCAAGUCCUUGACCAACCAAACAACCUGCCUGUUUGGUUAUGGCGUCACUCAAACUGGUCACCAUAGUCCAUGUCGUGUUUUCACCCGGUCAACGCCUCUUACAAAGAAAUUUCCAUUGAAAACACGGACAAAAUAUUGGGAUUUCUUCACAACCGUGAAGUGAGACGAUAGCAUUUUAUUUUUCCAUGAUAUUUGAAUAUGAGGCUAUGGUUCUUACGUAAUGGGACCAAUAUUUAGCCUUUUUUAUGUUCCCUCAAUCUCUCUAAUUUCCAGUGCCCACGCGGCAUGGUGUGAAUUCAAAAUCUGUGUGUGUAAAUAUUGGACUACAUUUCGCACUGAGGCGCUAUGCACUGCUUCCGGCUCAUCCAUAAAAGCACCUAUCAACUUAGGGAAACUAAUGCCACAUACGUUUUAAUUUAAAAUGAGCUAGAAAUAUUAGUUCCUUUAUAAAAAAUGCAGCCCAAUUAGAGGCCCACAAAGAAAAGAAAAAUGAAAGAAACGAAUCAGCAAUGAAUGAAUGAAUGAGAAAAAAAAAGAACUAUGCUCAAUAACCUAACAAGAGUUGUAAUUUUAAUUAGUAAAAUGCGGGUAAAUGCCGGCCAAUUUUCCUCAAAUUUCAUCAAUGCACAAAGCCCUCGAACUGUAAAUAGGGAGUCACGUGGGUCUGUUUUGACCAUUUCAUCGACCCCCCCCCCCAAAAUGGUAAAAAUCCAUCUUCACAUUGAACAUAAAGGGCACUUGUCUGUAAGCGAUAUCCGGCAAACUUUGUUUUAUUUUAUUAUAUUAUUAAUCUCGGAUUUUAAUGAUGGAUAGCUGUAGAGAAACCGCUUUUGAAAAUAUGACUGAGUAAUUGGGUAGAAAAUAGUGAUAGUGGCAUGUCUCAUAAUAAACCGAAACCCUCAUCAAACAGAAUCGUGAGAGAAAAAAUCCGUCAGCACUUAAGCACCGUAGUAAUUAUACUGUAAAAGUAAUCGAGACAUCGACUUUUCGUAGUUUCAUAAAAUUUUUACACUAACGACCAAAUGAUUCAUUAGUCAAUACACACCUACCUUUAUAUUUUUUUGUACGUACACUCAUCAAGAUGAAAGAGGAAAUAAGUAGAAAUUUAAACAAGAGAUCAUACUUGUAGCUGCAUCAGUAUAGGUUGCGGGUUUAUUUCAUAGUUACAAAUUGUAUCAUUUGUUACUUUCAAUAUUAUAGUAUUCACUGACGUAUUUUCGUCUUAAUCAAUUAUCUGACAAGUCAAACAGCAGGUCGGUUUGACAAAAAAAAAUAUAGAAGUUUAAAAUGACAGUCAAUUAGUUUCCCAUCAUCUUUGCAAAAUUGAGAGGGGUUAUUUCAUUUUUUUAUGUUUUGAAUAACCUCUUUUAUACGAAACUUAAAUUAAAUACAUGUCUUUGUUAAAGAGGUGUGUAGUUUUUUGGACUUGUGGCUGAUAAUAGUUUAGGUAGGUACUAUGAAUUGUUAAUUUGAAAAGGAUAUUUUUCAAUUGUAGCCCCCAGUCCCUUGUUCACUCUCUUUCCUUUGAUUCUUUUUUUCCACUAUCAUAUUUAUAUUCAGUUACUGAUCGUACUCUAUUUUACUAAAUGUUUUUAUACUUAAUUUAAUUACUUUUAUAUAUCCAUUAAGAUAACUUGCUGGCAAGUUAAACCGUUCACUACCUGUAUAUACUAGAUCUCAUAUGAGUUCGUUCAACUGUAAGAAAGGCAGAGCUCGGUAUAUAGGUUAAUGCUAUCUUUCAUGAUCGUUUAAUUUGUUCCCUGGAAUCUCUGCGCCGAUUGACACUGAAUCAGUUUCGGUCGCAGAUACCUACCUGAAUUAACCAUGCGGAAAAUAUGGACGUAUUUAUGCUGAAAGGAACUAUGUUUCACGAAAACCCUAGUUCCUUUUGGCAUAAGUACGUCCAUUUAUGAGGACCGUUUCAUCUUAAACUUCCCAACUUUUAAUGCAAAAAAUCGUAAACAUUUGAUUUCUUAAAUCAUAUCCACCUCAUCAUGCUCAUCAGGGGCCCAGGCGCGGGCCCGGGAUACUUGCGAGUAAAAGGGCCCGCAUAGUGCGAGUUGCAUACUUCGUAAAUUGAAGGCGGUUGACGUUCCCAAGAAAACAAAAGGUCCCAGAUGCCCUUAAUUUGGGCACAGGAGAUCAAAAACUACCCACUGACUUAGGAGCCUUCGGGCCCUAGAAAGAGUUGUGGUUUUUAAGGGGCCACGCUAAUCAUAAUUUCAGAGGUCCACCGAAAUUUCAGUCCUAGGUUUUGCAAAACACGGAUUUUACAGGCCUCAUGUCCCUUGAAGCCCCAGUUUCUGGACCUCUCCAAUCCUCAAAAAAUUCUAGAGGCCCCAAUAGAUUUGAUCAGGCACUCGCAGAGAAAACAAAUUUGAAAAUAAUAAUAGGAAAAGAACUAUGAAGGCCGGCUAGUCCGGCCUUGAUGCUCAUAAAAUCAAGAGUUAAUUAUUUGCGUUAACCUAAUCUGUUCACUAAAAUUACAUUAAAUUAUUAUUCACGCGCACUCAGCUAUUUUUUAUUUUAAUUUACAACCCCUGAAUUCCUCUAUUUGAACCUUCUCCCAUUUUAAUUCAGGCAAAGUAUGCAACCUUCCCUUACGUAUAAUAUUGGAGUGAUCUUUCAGAUGUUAGGACUGGGACUGAGCUCUUCCUUUCUUAGAGUUGCGCAGCACGUAGACCACUUCUCGUCAUGUUCAUACUAGACUGAUAUUUUUAAUAGAAUCAAUAGGUAUGCUGCUAAAAAUCGGGUUUCAUUUUCGUUCGAGCAUACAUAAAUAUUUUUCACCUUUAUCUCGGAGACGACGAAUCAGUUGCGAUCUUUUUGACAAGAAAUUUGGGCUUUAUCCUAUACGGACAUAACUUUUGUUUUGAAGCAUGAUGAUUUUUUAAAGUCUCCUCCGACUCAACAAUGCGACCGCUCAAUAUUGUUCAUUCUGUACCUUUGAGGUUUCUCAUCCGACAACCUUGUCGAUUUUGUUCUCCGCUUUUCCAUGAGAUCCCUCCAUUGAGCAUGUCAAUCUUCAGUACCUAAAUAUCUAUCUUAAAAAUUUUACCAUACCGUUCUUAACUUUGAAAAGUACAAUAGAACAUCAAUGGAGAAAAUAAACGUACCAAGAGACCAUGCAUUUCCCAAUACUUUCUUCUUUUAAAUUCAAGGGCAUUGUCUACCCAAAUUGUCAGUCUACAAUAUAUACAAAGGAUCUACUUUAAAAUAUAUUAUUAGGGAGCUAAUUCCUAACUGCACUGAAUGUAUAUUCGUAGACGUGUAAUCGCACAAUUAUUUUUUCUUUUUUAUGAUCGGUAGUUGUAAUUAUAUUUUUUCUACGUUCUACACUUUCCUCGAAUCUGGAUGAUUCUCGAGUUUCAAAAAUCAGUCGUCCGUUCAUAGAAGCUCUGACACGGCGGGUAAGGAGCUGAGAUUAAUCGAUACUCAACGCUGCCAAAUUUCAUUAGAACCUCAAAUGGCACUAUAUGUAUCAUUAAUUCCAUUCGAAAAAAGAAUGAAAUGUUGCAAAAUAAGUGCAACGAGGAACGCGCUCCUAACUUACUCACCCAUACGUCAUUUCUACUUGAUGUAAACUCUCCGGAGCCAAAAUUGAUGAAUUACCUACAGUUUCAGUUCAAUUUGCCUCUGAUUUCUAGCAAAUAUUUUAUGUUUAGAGGAAGGGAAAAUGAAGGAGUAAGAUUUUCUCCUCUUCUUUUUUGUGUUAUAUCAAUCACCAUCGGUGAAGUAGCACUUAUCCACAAAGAGCACUUUCUUCUCAAGAUCAAAACCUGCUACGCAGUAAGAAAAAGUAAAAAGUAGCAAACCCGGGUAGGAUUUUUCAAUAGAAAAAUCUCGACAAAUUAAAAUUAAGUUGCGAUUUCAUCGGUGAUAAAAUCACCAGGGUCUUCAACAUCUGAGCAAUUUAAGGCGUUGGGUGUUGAAAGGGCAAUUCUUGGUUGCGGUGUUUCAGAAUAUCUACUGCUAAUUUAUAUUUUAGAGAAGAAAUUAUUAAUUAAAUUUUCUGGAAUUUUCGUUUUCAGCAUUGUAAAAUCAUACAGAAAAUUCGGUAAAAGUUGAAACGAAUUCCAUACAUUUGCUUUAAUUAUAAUGGAUGAAAUGUUAGCUUCUGAGAACCACAACCAAGAAAUUCCCUUGUUGAACCCAGCGCUUCAAUAAAUUAUCCUGGAUCUUAUCGCGCUAUCGAUCUCGAUGAAAUCGACGGCAAUUUAUCGCGAUUUUAUCGAACCGAAAAUCACGAUAUUAUUGCGAUUGCACCGCUACUUAGGGAAGGCUGUGUUAAUAUAGUACGUAGGACUCAGAAACACAACCCUUUGGUUUAUUCCCGCUUCCUUAGUUUUUCUUUCGGUAAAAUUGACCGAUAGUAGCAACAUCGAAACUUGAAGUAAAAUGUCUAAUUUAAUGAUUUUUCAGAAAUACUGACUUUCUCUGUUGCCCAUUUCCUAAUAGACCUGAGCACAACAUAUGUUUUUUUAGUCAAAUUGUUUUUCAAAAAUGUCUCCACUGAAAUGACGCAGAUACUUUACGGUGAAAGCGAAUUCUGAAAAGAUGUGAUUAAGUUUGCCUUAUAAUGCCCUUUGCGAAAACGUUUUCCUCGUUGUUCCCUCUUAUGUAAUUAAAAUGUUGUCUACUCGUGUUUAUCCUAAAUCUAAGUGUGAUUUAUCUUCUCUGAGUACUUCUCAAGAUAUUAGUGGACAAUUUCUACAUAUUUCACACUAAUAAAUGUGUUAUCAUCAUUGUUAUUGUUAUAUCGGUACAAAUGGUCUUAAUUUUGGUGUUCUAUCAACAUAAGCACUCACAAAGAAUCAGAUUUUUAUAUCGCAAGACAUCCGCGAAGCAAGUGGACCUUUUUCUAAUAAUAUUUUCUCGUCAAACUGAAUAAUUCACGGCAAAACUCUAGGAACAAUUUGCUGACUUUAACAUAGGAACCGCUAGAUAAAAUUAUACAGUGAUGUUAAGGAAACGAUGCGUUUUUACUCAUCAAAAUGAAAGAACCAUUUAUAUUAGUAGACCACGGUAAAUGUAUUAGUCAGCAGUUUCAGAGUUUGCCGUGACUUUUGCGGGAUGAAAAGUAAUAAGAUUGUAAUAGACAACACAAAUUAGUGGUGUCUACUAAAGACAGCCUGAAAUUAGCAUACCUACUUAAUCUGAAGUAAGAGGAAAAUAGGUUGGGGAUUCAUUCGUGACUUUUGAGAAUUCAUUUCCGACAUAGGGAGACUUUUUUGCUUUUUUGUCGCUCUUCAAAUAUGCCUCAUUCAAGGAUAACCACAAUCUACCUCUUUCUGUUACUGAAUCAAGUGGCCCUCUGUAAGUCAAGAGAUUUCAUCAAAGGCAACUUGAUGGAGAUUAUUUCUAGUAUUUUCUGUACACCGAAUCGACAAGUAGGAAACAUAUUGAUGGUCAGCUGUGAAAUUUUCAACGUCGGGAAAUGAUUUUUCUCAAAAACGGACUUUUCUAUAUGCGUGUUGAAACUUUCUGUGGUUCUUCAUUUUACUUAUAAAAAUGUUCAGAGUUGUCAUGAAAAAAUACACAAAACAAGCUUAGCAUGAGAGAAUAAUAAAUUAAAUUAACAGUGGACUCGCAUCGAAUUGGAAACGAUCUUCAUGCGUAAUAUGAGCGAAUGGAAAUUAAAAACGCCUUCAAUUACUCGUGUAUGCAAUAUGGACGUCCUAAGAACACGAAUAGUUGCGUCAAGGCACCUGGAACCAUCCUCGAUCGUGCCGUUUUGCAGCUUUUGCCGCCGAGAUGAUGCCCAUCAAGAUCAAACAAAAACAAUCAAAAUAAAUUAGAUACUGCUUUCUUAAUGCACAAAAUACAAAUCCAGGACUUGAGACCAUCGAUUCGUCCGUUAUGAUAUCUUGUUUGACAGAUACGAAGAGGUGGCGUUGGUUGCAACGCCUGGAUGCAACUAUUCCAGCUUUGCGACAGCUUAUGUUGCAGGUGCGAAAAAUUGAAGGCGCACUUACUAUCCUCGCCGUCACAGCGGCCGCGUCUCUCUAAAACCGCCACUGACUUAUGUCGAUGAUUAAAUUGAUAGAACACUUUUCUGGGUUAGCGACGUUGCAGAUUUCCAUUUUAAUUCAUCUUUAUUGGAAAAUGAAUGGUCACGAUUUAAGCUAUGAAGUUAACUUGUUUUGCCUUGAAAGAAUAAAAUGAUAGUGGACAUUUUGAAACCGCAACGCGGCAGGUAAGCGGGUCUCGAUUUUAAACAUUUUAUUAAAAAAACACAAAAACGAAAAACCACUUAAAGAAAAUCAUUAUUUUUACACUUUUUUAUGUGCACAAUUCUGAGAGUAAAAAUGAAGAACCUGGGGAUUUUCAUUUCAUAAAAAUCCUUGAAAUUUUCUAAAAAAAAUUUGAACUAAAGGGGGAAUUUUUUUCUCAGCAAAGUCAACAACAUUGUAUGUCAUUGUCUUAAGCCUGUUCGAUCCAAUGAACCUGGUCUUGUUUAAAAUGUUCAACAAAAAUCUCAAAUACGUUGUGGUGUCGCAAUUAUGAAUUUGUUUUUCUCUGUAAUGUCAUCCUGUUCCGAUUGUUAUGUCGUUUCUAUUCGUGUGAAACUCACAUCUUGAUGCCAGAAUUCGGGUGUUUCCGAAAAGCUUUUUGGUCAUCAUCGCACCAACCAAUUUUGCAUUGUAAAAGUAAUAGUUGAACUGUACCUCUCUAUCCUUUUGAAUACUUCAUAGUGCGCUUACUUCACAACCUCUGAAUUCUGAUCACAUUUACAGACGCGCACGUACAUGUGAAAACGAACCAUCAACUUUACCUAAUUUCUUGGAUUAUAAAUAUACUUGUUGUACUUACAUGGUUGAUUUGAUAUUUUUUAACUGUAAUUUCAUAGACUGUUAUCUAUAUUUGUACGCAGUAACUGUUAAGAAUUUUAUCUAAUAAAAGGAUCUUGAGAAAAACA
This is a messenger RNA of Bemisia tabaci, 8390 nucleotides long. The record is from RefSeq and is a predicted model, not a curated record. Lineage: Eukaryota; Metazoa; Arthropoda; Insecta; Hemiptera; Aleyrodidae.